GUGUAGGGUUGGAAACUUAAAUAAGAAAUGGUGUGAAGAAAGAGAGGGAGAGGGAGAGAUGGAAAAUGAAGUGGAGAUGGGUGGGCCAGAGUCCCACGAUGAACAUCAAAUUGAGGAUUUGAAUCAACGGUUGGAACAGAUGAUGGAGGAGAAACCCAAGGCCCACAAUGACAUGCCUUCUGUACAAGAUCCUGCUGCUGCUGCUGCAGCUGCCGCACAGGCAAGCAGGGAGGAGGUAGAUUCUCGAUCGGUGUUUGUUGGUAAUGUGGAUUAUUCUUGUACCCCUGAAGAAGUGCAGCAGCAUUUCCAGGCAUGCGGGACAGUGAAUAGAGUCACUAUCCGAUCCAACAAGUAUGGCCAGCCAAAAGGUUAUGCUUACGUUGAAUUUAUUGAAACAGAGGCUGUUCAAGAGGCACUCCUCCUGAAUGAAUCUGAGCUACACGGCCGCCAGUUGAAGGUAUCAGCAAAGCGAACCAACGUCCCUGGGUUGAAGCAGUUUCGUCCACGACGAGUAGGCUUCCGCUCAAGGAGCGCACAUAUGCCUCCUUAUCUCUGCCCCUAUGGAUACGGGAAGGUUCCCAGGUUCAGGAUGCCCAUGCGGUACAACCCGUACUACUGAAGCUUCAGUUUUGGUCAUUAAGUUUGAUUAGUAGAUGAUAAAUGGAAUGGAUGUAUCCGAAAAAUCUCCUCUCCAUCCAUCUUUCUUCGUCUGGAUGAUCAUCGUUUGGGGGAGACCAGUUUGAUGGAUAUUAAUGGUUAGGCUGAAUUAAACUUUGAGAUCUGGGUAUGUAGUUGAGAUUGAUGGUGAAACAGUGUAGUUAUGUUGCAUUCUAAUCUACCUUCAUGUUUGAUGCUUCCUUUGAAGUGUUCACUUUGUACAAAUGACUCUAUUGUGGGGAAAGCAGCUUCCUUUUUUAUCUU
Vitis riparia (riverbank grape) is the source of this 921-nucleotide messenger RNA. RefSeq names its product polyadenylate-binding protein 2-like. The record is from RefSeq and is a predicted model, not a curated record. Gene Ontology annotation, molecular function: RNA binding. Bases 59 to 619 code for a protein of 186 amino acids. Lineage: Eukaryota; Viridiplantae; Streptophyta; Magnoliopsida; Vitales; Vitaceae. The transcript is spliced from 6 exons.